Molecule: messenger RNA, 2247 nt
Organism: Gadus morhua (Atlantic cod)
Lineage: Eukaryota; Metazoa; Chordata; Actinopteri; Gadiformes; Gadidae
Product: vesicle-associated membrane protein 8
Exons: 3
Coding region: 173-553 (126 amino acids)
Biological process (GO): vesicle-mediated transport
Cellular component (GO): membrane
Source: RefSeq, a predicted model, not a curated record
CGAGGGAGGAAUUUAGUUUGAGAAAGAACGACCGAACCAGGAAGUCACCUACGAGGAAACGUUAUCGUCGCGAGUAUCCCGAACUUCAAAGUGGUCCAAAAGGUUGAAAACCCCGCGAUCCAGUCCCAUCAGGAUCACCAAUCGAUCCGUGCAGCCCCCGCCCCAGUGAAUAAUGGAUAUUGAUCCGGAACGGGCAGAUGGGGUGGAGCCUGUCGCCCGGACCAAGGUGGAGGACUUGAGGAGCCAGGUGGACGGGGUGAAGGACAUCAUGACCCAGAACGUAGACCGCAUCCUGGCCCGGGGAGAGAGGCUGGACGACCUCAUGGACAAGUCUGAGGACCUACAGGCGGGGGCCCAGCACUUCAAGCAGACGUCCCAGAAGGUGGCACGCACAUACUGGUGGAAGAACGUCAAGCUGAUCGUCAUCAUCGUGGUGGUCGUCCUCGUCAUCAUCCUCAUCAUCAUCCUGCUGGCCACAGGGGUCAUCCCAGUGGGCUCCUCCACGCCCCCGGCCCCGGCCCCGCCCCCCCUGCCCACCCCCAAACCCGUAUAAACCGCCCCCCCCCCCCCCAACACCUAGACAUGCACUUGCAUAUACGGGCCUGCUUGCAUUAGUCACACACACACCUUCACACACUGAUUCAAACCUAUAAUCCUUUUCUCCAGGGGACCCCAAGGUCGAGGAUUUGUCUGUUUUUUCCGCCCCUCCUUCGUCGCGUCCCAAUACUGGAACCACAAGGUUUUUACUAGUCAAGGUGCCUCCAUGACCUCAGAGAUAGUUUGUUUGUAAGGUGAAGAAAAGAAACAGCAGGAAGUAGAUUCCGGGAAUGUUUGGCGACCGUCUUGAAGCGAGGGGCAUCAAAUUAUUUUCACCCGACGAUUGAGGAACCAGAUCAAGGGCUUCGCUAGCUGGCCACACCAACUGUUAUUACUUCCUGUGAAAGAGGAAGUCCGCCGCGCCGUUUUUAACUUGAUGUGCAGCCGUGGCCUGUUGCACAACAUGCGGUCAGUGUUUGCCUGUGAACCGUUGGAAAGUAGGGAUUUUGAAUGAGGCCCUCUCAAUAUUCUUUCUAUAUUUUCGGGCGUAUGGAAUCGGUUACUUCUGUCUGCCUUCACACGUUGAGUGUUCCAAGUAUAGUAGCCAUUGAUUUGUAGACUUUGUAACAUUAUAGCUUGAACGAUGAGGUUUUAGACGCCUGUUGCUACUGUUUGUGUAAGAUAUAAGCUAAUCCCCUUAAAUGUUUUGUUGAUUUAUGAAAUGGUGGCCGAGAAUGACGGUGUUUUGAUUGAUUCUAGCAAAACUGCAGGAGGGCAGAUUGCUACUGAAGUAAUUGAAAUUUCUCCUCUUGUAUUUGUGACCUUAGUUUUCUUCGCCUCUAAAGAAUAUGAAUCUAUUUUGGUAAAUGUUAAAAAGGAAACGUCCUUGACAUUUUAAUAAUCUUUUAAGACUUCAUGGUAGAUAAUAAUAGUUCCUUUCGAUAAGAACUUAAGGUAAAAUAAUACAAAAAAAAAAAGGUAAUUUCAGGCAUGUGGUUUUUUACAACACUGGAAACCACAUCUUCGUGAGUCGAUACUUAACAGGAACAUUCCGGAUUUGUAUGUUUGCGUUGUAAUUUACCUGGUCUUUCGACCACAUACUAUUACUCACACGCCAUGUAGGGUUUACCAGACACUUUUGUUAAUAGUUCAGUGUGCCCAGCAGGGGGCGCUGUUUGUCUAGUCCUUAGAAUACACAGCCGGCCCGUCUGCUGACAGCUCUGCUUGCCAAUCAGCUCAGAGAGGUCCCUAGGUUCAGUUACAAAUGGUAUUGUUAUGAUAAGAGGUCUUGGGGAGGGUCAACAAAGCUUUUACAUCCAUCGUUAGACAGUUGGGUUUUCGCUCUUUCUGAUUCAAGUCUAUAAUAAUAAAAUGUUUUUUACGCUGUUACGUUCCCUUUUUGGGUCAUCCUUGUGACCAAAGGAUGUAACUUUCUAUAUUAUCUGGUGUUCGAGCGUUCAGAUGGUCUACAAAGACAACUAGCAGUCUAGUUUGUACAUAAUUAUUCUCUCCUAUUUGUACAUUUGUCAUAGCCCGUUAAAACUAUUAUGUCAAUAAAUAUAUACAGAGGAUAUUUAAUAUGAACGGCCGACAUUAAUCUUUUGCUAAAUGUCCUUUCUUUUCUUUUUUUUAAUCUUUUAAAUCAACCUGGACCAAUGAAGAAGUAUGUGAGUUAAUGUAGAGAGAACUAUUAAAAUAAUCCUAAAACCA